Molecule: messenger RNA, 124 nt
Organism: Entrophospora candida
Lineage: Eukaryota; Fungi; Glomeromycota; Glomeromycetes; Entrophosporales; Entrophosporaceae
Source: the annotation of a GenBank genome assembly
AUGGAUUUAAGUUUUUCUAACUCUUCCAGUUUCUGGAAUGCUGUAGACUUCGCCUCUAAAUACAGACAAGAAAACCCUCAAGCAUCUAAUGAGGAAAUAUUUAGCGCAUAUAACUCUCAAAAAG